GUACUCAGGAUUCUUUAUGUUUCCUUGUAUAGGUACCAUGCAACCACAGGGUGGAAAAUGUUCAACAAAACUUUCACAUCUGAAUUUCUGCUCCUAGAUUUCUCAGAGGUUCGGGAGCUGCAAAUGCUCGAAUUUACUGUGUUCCUGGUCUUAUAUUUGGGAAUUGUGGCUGGGAACCUUGUCGUCAUUUCUGCAGUAGCUCUUGACCAUCGCCUGCACACUCCUAUGUACUUCUUUCUGAUGAAUUUGGCCAUGCAGGACAUUGGUACUAUUUCUGUCAUUAUCCCUAAAUCCAUGGCUAAUUCCCUCAUGAACACCAGGCACAUUUCUUACUCGGGAUGUGUUGCUCAAGUCCUCUUCUUUUUGUUCUUUAUAGCAUCUGAUUUCUUCCUUCUUACCGUCAUGGCAUAUGAUCGCUAUAUUGCCAUUUGCAAUCCCUUGCAAUAUGAAAUGGUGAUGAACAAGCAGGCCUGCAUCCAAAUGGUUGCUAGUGUGUGGUUUGUGGGUCUUCUCUAUGGAGUGUUACAUACUAGUGGCACAUUUGCAAUCCCUUUCUGUUCCAAUGUUGUCAACCAGUUCUUCUGUGAAAUCCCACAAUUACUUAAGCUUGCGUGUUCUGACGAAUACCUAAUUGAAAUUGGAGUUGUUGUGUUAAGCAUUCUAAUUGGUUUAGGUUGCUUUAUCUUCAUCAUUGUGACUUACAUACACAUUUUCACUGCUGUGCUGAGAAUCCCUUCUACGCAGGGAAGGCAAAAGGCCUUCUCUACCUGCCUUCCCCAUCUCAUCGUCUUCACCACAUUUUUAAUUACUGUAAGCUUUGCUUACCUUAGACCCACCUCUAACACCCCAUCAUAUCUCGAUUUGGCCAUUACUCUGAUAUAUUGCAUACUUCAACCCAUGCUGAAUCCAGUGAUCUACAGCAUGAGAAACAAGGAGAUCAAAAAUGCUAUAUCAAAAAUGCUCCUGAAUUUUCAGCAUUUUUCUUUGAAUACAGUAUCUGGUUUUCAUUGGUAA
Messenger RNA from Hemicordylus capensis (graceful crag lizard), 1014 nucleotides. Its product is annotated as olfactory receptor 14A16-like. NCBI's taxonomy places the organism in Eukaryota, Metazoa, Chordata, Lepidosauria, Squamata, Cordylidae. Gene Ontology annotation, molecular function: olfactory receptor activity; G protein-coupled receptor activity. The transcript has a single exon. Gene Ontology annotation, cellular component: membrane. The record is from RefSeq and is a predicted model, not a curated record. Gene Ontology annotation, biological process: G protein-coupled receptor signaling pathway. The coding region runs from base 58 to 1014 and encodes 318 amino acids.